Globicephala melas (long-finned pilot whale) is the source of this 4391-nucleotide messenger RNA. It is a transcript of the gene CDKL2, whose product is annotated as cyclin dependent kinase like 2. Lineage: Eukaryota; Metazoa; Chordata; Mammalia; Artiodactyla; Delphinidae. Gene Ontology annotation, cellular component: nucleus. Gene Ontology annotation, molecular function: protein serine/threonine kinase activity; ATP binding. Gene Ontology annotation, biological process: protein phosphorylation. The record is from RefSeq and is a predicted model, not a curated record.
GACGGGUGAGGAUCCGCCCCUUGCAGCUUGGUGGCCAACGCCUUGGCCCAGGGCUAGCUAGAGCCGAGCAGGUUCACGGACUCCAGGGACCGGGAGCUUUACGAGCUGGGAGGCGGUGCCCUAGCACCCCAGCUAACUUCCCUACAGGCCUUGGCCUUAACAGGUAUUGGUGCCUGCCGUGGACGCAUUUAGACUCCGGUCUUUUCUCACUGGAGACUUUGUGCCUAUGGUUGGGGACAGAGUGAGGUCGUUGCCUUGACGACGACAGCAUGCGGGCCGCGGUCCUCCUGAGUGUGAACUUGCGGUGGGUUGAGGCCAGUCUGCCUCCCUGCCUGCUUCACCUGGGAAGACUGUGUCUGCGGAAGAAAUCGCGACAGCAGUAGAAUUGCUAGUUUGCUAGUCAGCAUCUUUUAGACCUGAGAACGAGAUGCAUUUUACCUCAAUUUUAUUUCCAAGUUGAAAACCUUUGGGUAUUUCCACGCCAAAGGAUUUAAAAGGAACACAAGAAGAAUUCCUACUGGUUUUUUAAUUAAAAUGGAAAAAUAUGAGAACCUAGGAUUGGUUGGAGAAGGGAGCUAUGGAAUGGUGAUGAAGUGUAGGAAUAAAGAUAGUGGAAGAAUUGUAGCCAUCAAGAAGUUCUUAGAAAGUGAUGAUGACAAAAUGGUUAAAAAAAUUGCUAUGCGAGAAAUCAAGUUACUAAAGCAACUGAGGCAUGAAAAUCUCGUGAAUCUGUUGGAAGUGUGGAAGAAAAAAAAGCGAUGGUACCUAGUCUUUGAAUUUGUUGACCAUACAGUUCUUGAUGACUUGGAGCUCUUUCCAAAUGGACUAGACUACCAACUAGCUCAAAAGUAUUUGUUUCAGAUUAUCAGUGGAAUUGGAUUUUGUCACAGUCACAAUAUCAUACACAGAGAUAUAAAGCCAGAGAAUAUAUUAGUCUCCCAGUCUGGUGUUGUCAAGUUAUGUGAUUUUGGAUUUGCGCGGACACUGGCAGCUCCUGGGGAGGUUUAUACUGAUUAUGUGGCAACCCGAUGGUACAGAGCUCCAGAACUAUUGGUUGGUGAUGUCAAGUAUGGCAAGGCUGUUGAUGUGUGGGCCAUUGGCUGUCUGGUAACUGAAAUGCUCAUGGGGGAACCCCUUUUUCCUGGAGAUUCUGAUAUCGAUCAGCUAUAUCAUAUUAUGUUGUGUUUGGGUAAUCUCAUUCCAAGACAUCAGGAGCUGUUUUAUAAAAAUCCUGUGUUUGCUGGAGUAAGGUUGCCCGAAAUCAAAGAAACGGUUCCUCUUGAAAGACGCUAUCCCAGGCUCCCUGAAGUUGUGAUAGAUUUAGCAAAGAAAUGCUUGCAUAUUGACCCAGACAAAAGGCCCUUCUGUGCUGAGCUCCUGCACCAUGAUUUCUUUCAUAUGGAUGGAUUUGCUGAGAGGUUUUCUCAGGAACUGCAGUUAAAAGUACAGAAAGAUGCCAGAAACAUUUCUUUAUCUAAAAAACCCCAAAACAGAAAGAAGGAAAAGGAAAAAGAUGAUUCCUUGGAUGAAGAGAGAAAAACACUUGUGGUACAGGAUACAAAUGCUGAUCCCAAAAUUAAGGAUUCUAAAGCAUUUAAAAUAAAAGGAUCAAAAAUGGAUGGAGAAAAAGUUGAAAAAGUCAGUCGAGCUUCAAACGCCAGCUGUCUCAAUGACAAUGGGAUGAGCCACAUCAAAACAGUGCCUUCAACAAGCCUCCGAGAUUGCAGCAAUGGCAGCGUGGGCCACACAAGAAAUCCAGGCAUGGCAAUUCCUCCACUUACGUACAACCUUUCUGCGGUGGCUCCCACUGUUAAUUCUGGAAUGGGAACUAUCUCAGGAGUUCAGAGUUACAGAGUGGAUGAGAAAACCAAGAAGUAUUGUAUUCCAUUUGCUAAACCAAAUAAACAUUCUCCAGCAGGAGUUUAUAAUAUUAAUGUGACCACAUCGGUUGCUAGUGAAAAGAGUCUACUUCAGGCAGAUAAGAAAAGAAGGGAAUACUCAAAGAGAGAUGUCCGUUUGCCUGAACUAAACUAUAAUCAUCUCCCUGAACUAAAAGCCUUGGAAGGCAUCGCUCGAAAUUCCAGGCUAAUAAAGAAGGAGAACAAAAAUCUUUCAGAAUCUCGAAUUCCUUCUCUGGUCGCUAUUGACUUGCACACCUUCAAUACUGCAUUACAUCAGGUAUCAGGAUCUCCCCUGUCAGAUGAUUCAGAGGCCGAUUUGCCUCAAGUGGAACACCAGCACUGACUGUCAUUUUGGUUCUGAGCUGGAUGCUGCCCUAGCCCUUGAGAUGACAUCCUUGUGCAACAAAAGUGCUGAUAUCCUAGAAGCAGAGAUUUGUGGUUUUGAGCCUUGACUUCUGAACUGACUACAUUUUCUGAGAAAGGCCUUGCAGCAGAAGAAAAGACAAAGACAUCCAUGUGUUUCAAAGGAACAUUGAACAACUGUCCCUUCCCAACUGUUAUCCCAUCACUUUUCAAGUCCACUGAUGCUAUUUCAAGAUGUAUCCAAUGAAAGAAUAGUGAUAGAGUUCUUGUUACAUGAAUGUGUAUUUAAUGUUAGUAGAUCGUGUAUUUAAAGUGAGUAAAAAAAAAAAGGGAGAAAGAGAGAAGCAUUUAAAAGGUCAUGUUAUUUAUGCAUUGAAUCUUGUGUGUUAUUUGUAUAAAUGUGUACAUUUAUUUGGGAGUGGGUUUGGUGGUGGUAGGUGAUAAAAACUAGGAUCAGUUGAAGAAAAUGAAAAAAAACCUGGGAUCAGUAGGAGAAAAUGUUUCCUUUACCCUAACUUAACUAUAAAACACAUUCAAAAAUCUUGCUUGUUUCUAGGCUUUAAGGAGAAAUGUAACUGCUCUCUGUGGAUAGAUGUACAUCUUUGGUUUCUGUGAUCAUUGUUGAUGUUUGAUCAGUGUUAUUGUGGGAAUCUGGCCUCUCUGCUGAUCUUCUAAGAACCACACUAAAGCAAAUGUCGCAAAGAAGCCUUUUAUUUCUAAUGACCUAGUAUGACUCUGGCAUUGGGUAGUCCUCUCUUUUAGAAGAUUCUGGUGCUAAUGUUCUUGUGUGUAGGAACGUGAUUGGAACCAGAGUGGUGAAGGAGAAUUUUGUACGUUUACCUUGGAGCUGUGUACUGUGCUUCUCAUUAAAAAAAAGAGGUAGACAUACAAAAUUUGGGGAUGGAAGCUGGGUUACCAAUUGACUAGGGCUGAUUACUCUUUUCUGGGCCAGUUGCUAUGGAACUCCCCAGCUGGAGAAAUUUUGGGGAGGGAAUAUCCACUGUUAGGACUUCACUCUUGUCCCACUGAUAGUUUGAAGGUGAUAUCAGACAGAACCUAGAGACGUUUCUGUCUCCUUGGGUCCUCCAAGGCCUCCCCCAAAGCUUUUCACAAGGUGCAAAAUCAUUUACCUACAGCCCACGCAUCUUUUCUAAUGCGCUGGUUCACAACUUUUAGGUGGGAGAGUGAAACCAAUUGGACUGCAGGUUUUGGUUUCUGGGUUGUAAGUCGUGCUCUGCGUUCAUUAUCUUAGAGGAUGGUUGUUAAGGGGGCCAGAACUUGUGUGGACUUUUUUUUUGCCUUAACCAAUGAGCAAUAUGUUGUUUUUUCUAAAAGGCACUGGCUAGAACUUAGCCCAAACAUUUAACUAGCACUCUUCUCUAUUACUCUAAAGAGGUUAAUAUUGAAAUUCUGACCUUAGACACUUGGGCUUUCAAAAGAGUAGGACAUUCCAGAGGCAAAAUAAGGGGCUCCAAUGUAGAGUCUAUAGGUGGUUCAACUGAAAUUUGGUCUUGGUUUUGAAGCUCUAUCUUUAAACUCUGACCAGGUGUUUGACUAGAUUGGUGUGGCUAACAUGCUGAACAAAAUUAGUGUGUAAGUAUUUGUAGGCUUCACAUUAAAAUAUUAUUAUUUUAUUUUUACUCUGAAAAAUAUUGUCAACAGACUCUAGCAUGGAAAGCAGAUAAUACUUAAAAGCCAAGUGUUUCUCUAGCUUAUUUCAAUGUUAUUUUUAUGUAAAGAUCAGUGUGAAAAUAUCACCCCAGUGUCUGAGGGUCCAAGAUCAAUUACCUUCUCAUUUGCUUUUGGUAUUUUUUCUUUAUUAAAACAUUGUGUGAACUUUAGAAUUAAAGAACUAAAAGUUAUUCACUCUAAGUCCAACUUGAGAAUUGAGGAUCGUAUCUGGUUAGAACUGUGGCAGAACUUGAAAAAGAAGAUUUUGCAAAUUGGGACCAUAGACACUGAACCAAAAUAAUCCCUUUUUUCAGUUUAAGAUUACUUUACUUUGUCUCAUCUACAAGGAUAUGAUUAAGCCACUUACUAAUAGAAAAUAUGUGUAUGUACUGGUGGGGGGAAGUGGGCUUGCUGUGUGUGUGUAUGUUUUAAAAUUAAUAAAUAUUAUAUCUUACU